Molecule: messenger RNA, 1998 nt
Organism: Octopus bimaculoides (California two-spot octopus)
Lineage: Eukaryota; Metazoa; Mollusca; Cephalopoda; Octopoda; Octopodidae
Product: sideroflexin-5
Source: RefSeq, a predicted model, not a curated record
CAAUCGCAUUCCUCAAACCUCUAUUUAUAUACACAGAACCACACACGCACACGCACACACGCGCGCGCGCAUAUGUUGACAGUCCAGCUAUAAUGUCUGUUGGUGAUACUCGCGAUGGAUACCCUCCUUUCCAACUCAAUUGCUCCCGCUUCAACCAGGAGACAUUCACAGGACGUCUGUUACAUUUCCUGGACGUUAUUGACCCCAGAACUCUGUUGGUCAGUGAUAAGAAACUCCAGUCUUCCAUCCAGUUGUUAGAACUCUACAAAAAUGGUCAACUUCCUGACAAUGUCCCCAACAGACAGUUGUGGGAGGCACAGAAGGUCAAGCAGGCCAUCAUACAUCCUGAUACUGGUGAAAAAAUAUUUAUGCCUUUCCGAAUGUCAGGUUUCGUGCCAUUUGGCUCCCCAUUUGUUAUUGGAAUGCUGCUGCCAAAUCCAACCAUUGGCAAGACAAUCCUUUGGCAAUGGAUGAAUCAAAGCCACAACGCCUGCGUUAAUUAUGCCAACAGAAAUGCUACCAAGCCGACCCCCAUGAAACGGUUCAUAGUAGGGUACGUCGGAGCUGUUUCCACCGCCGUCUCCAUAGCUGUUGGCAUCAGUGUCCUCAUAGAAAAAGCUGAACGUUUUAGCCCUGCUACCAAAAUUUUCAUCAAAAGAUUCGUGCCGUUUCCUGCUGUCGCAACUGCGAGUACUUGUAAUGUGGUUCUGAUGAGGAACAGUGAAAUACCACAAGGUAUUGAAGUAUUUGACAGCAACAACAAACCUCUUGGGGCAUCAGUCGUAGCAGCAAAAGUGGCCUUGUUCCAAACUGCGCUCACCAGAAUGUUUCUGCCGGCACCAAUCCUCAUCAUUCCUCCAUUAAUUAUGUCGCUUCUAGAAAAGACCAAACUGCUGAGAACCUACCCUAAACUGCACUUACCAUUCAAUGCUACUGUCUGCACCUUGACGUUUGGCUGUGCUUUACCUGUUGCAAUUGCAUUAUUUCCACAGACUUGCAAGAUCCGUGUUGAGAAAAUGGAACCUGAGAUUCGUGGUUUAACAACAGAGGAAUAUGUCUAUUGUAACAAGGGUUUGUAAGCCUUCAGCUCUAGUUUAGGGACUCAUGUGCAUAUAAGCAUAUACAUGUGUAGAUAUAGUUAUACUUAUAUAUAUGUACACACACACACACAGACACGCACACACGUACAUACACACACAAUGUAGAUAUUGAAAAACAGCACGUAUUCACAUAUGCAUAUAAAAACAUGCCUGCAAACACACACAUGCAUAGGUGAACAAAAUUAUACACACAGAUAUAUACACAUGUAUUCACACACACACACACAUAUGCCUACAUAAUACACACACAUAAACACACACACACACACACUCACAUACAGAUACCUAUAUGCAUACACACAUAUAGAACUGUUAGUUCAUACAUGUGAAAAUAUAUUUUGAUACUUUGUUUUCUCAUCCAACCCAUACAAGCAUCAAAAACCGAUGUGAAAUGAGCGUGUUGAUGAUAAUGAUGAUGAUGAGGAUGAUGAUAAUGUUGAAGAAUCAUUUUUCUUUUGUAUUUUUCUUUUCAUUCCAAAGAGUGUAAUGGGAGCUUUUACAUGCCACCAGCAAUAACCACGACUAUGCACAGGUGCCAUUUACAUGGCACCGACAGCAACCACAACUACGAUUCAUGGGUGCUAUUUACAUGGUGCUGCCAAUAACGACGAUUCCUGGGUGCCAAUGUAGCAAAUGACCAUGACUACGAUUCACGGGUGCCAUGUAAAUGGCACCAGCAUGGCCACAACAAUGAUUCCACUUGGCCUAACGAAUCUUCUCUCGCACACACCACAUCCAAUGCCUCUUGUGCCUAAUUUUUUUUCUCAAAAUGCUUACACUCUGUUGUUCAUGCACACUGACACUGCACAUCCAGUGAAGCAUACUAACUUCUUCCAAGCUUUUGCAUGUCCUCUGCGGUCACAGUCCAUGUUUCACUGCCAUGUAGCAUAGCUAACUA